AUGACAGCAGUUCAGGACCUGAAUAAUUGGUGGUCACAAUACUCAGUGGAAAGUGAUGCGUUAUUGAACGUUAUGGUUGAGUUGGACGAAAUAGAUCAAUUUUCUCCAGAAGCUGAUGCUACUGUCUACCCCUUGGUGGUAGAAAUCAAAUCAAUCGUCAAUAAUUCUGAGCAGGAAGCCUCAAAAUCAUCUAAAGACUCUCGACCAGUUACACAGAUCAGUGAUACUGCAUUAAUUGCAAAUCCAGCUGAAGAUCAUCAGUCGGUUACACAAACUAGUAACGCAGCCAUGCUUCCAAACACAGUCUCCGUUAUAGAAACACAGUCGUCAUCUAGUGUAAGUGGUUCUCCGACUUCAGAUGCCUCCUUCCGUCCUCAAGUAUCAAUGCGCCUUCCUGAAAUCCCUCUGCCAAAAUUCGACGGUGAUCUCCGUUCGUGGCCAGACUUCCGGGACUGCUUUGUUGAUCUUGUAAUCCGCAACACGGACAUUGAUUCAGACAGCACCAGAUUUUACUAUUUACUUGGGUGCCUUCAAGCUGAUGCGGGUGAAGUACUAAAAGGGAUUCCAGUGACCAAAGACACCUUCCAGUUGGCUUGGAACACAUUAGUAAAGUCAUACGAUAAACCAAGAAAACUGGCCUCCUCAAUCAUUGAGGGUUUUUUGGUUGCGCCCGUAUCCACUUCAGAAUCGCUGGUGGAUCUCAAACGUUUUUUGAGUGUAUUUGAUGAAGGACUAGCAAUAUUGGAAUCGUUGCACUUGCCAGACCUGGGUUCGUUCCUGCUGUUUACCAUUGCUUCAAAAUUCCUUCCUCUACUAUACUACAUUCGAUAA
Molecule: messenger RNA, 831 nt
Organism: Macrosiphum euphorbiae (potato aphid)
Lineage: Eukaryota; Metazoa; Arthropoda; Insecta; Hemiptera; Aphididae
Source: the annotation of a GenBank genome assembly